Molecule: messenger RNA, 1706 nt
Organism: Solanum verrucosum
Lineage: Eukaryota; Viridiplantae; Streptophyta; Magnoliopsida; Solanales; Solanaceae
Exons: 5
Coding region: 51-1448 (465 amino acids)
Source: RefSeq, a predicted model, not a curated record
UCACAUUUCAAAUAUAUAACUCAAAAAAUUUACCCAAAAUCCACCUUUCAAUGGCAGAUUUCGAACCUCCAUCGUUCUCUCUAGGGCUCGAUUUCGAACCUCCAUCGUUCUCUCUAGGGCUUGAUUUCGACCUUGAUUCGGAGCCCCAGUCUACUGUUCUACCAAAACCCUCGGUGAGCUUAAGGACAAUCAAUGAAGUUGAUGAUGAUGAUGAUGAUUUUGAAUUUCCGAAAUUGGUUACGGAUCCGCAAGUUUCGGAUCCACCUAGUUCUCUCAAACGCCUUCGUCGCGGGUCCAUUUCAAAAUCCGAACCGGCGGCUCAAAAGUUGAAGCUAGGAGAGACAUGGUGUAAUGUGGACGAUGAUAUUGAAGAUUUUUCUUCUCAGGAGGAUGAGCCUAAGGAUCAUCCAAAAUAUCACAGUUCCGUGUGUAGCAGUUCAAAAAUCUCGUUACAGGGGCAAAGGGUAUUAUCCUCGCAAUCUGUAAGCAGAUGUACAGGAAGGAAGAAAGAGGCUUCAAAUGUUUCUUCCAUUCACCAGAGUAUGGAAACUAACCCUAGUAAUUUGGUCUUCCCAGAGCUAACUAUUAGUCCAUUGAGAAGGUUCCAGUUGAUUGACUCUGAUUCUGAUGAGCCUUCCAAAAGUGAAUUUGUGGAAAGAGAAUCAGAUCAUGUGGAUUCUCCUUUGAGCGGUAAUCGACAGCAUAGUAAUGCAGAUUUAAGUUGCCAGAGAAAAACAGGACCUUCUACUGGAACGUUAAAGACUAAAGAUCUGUGGGAGGACUUCUGUUCAGAUACGGCUUUUAAUUUUCAUACACCUGCUCUUGAUGAGGUUUGUGUGGAAUAUUUCAAAUCGGUAAAAGAUGGAAAAAGAACUCAGACUACUAAGAGUGGUUUAACUGAAAGUAACAUGCAACCUCAGGGCCCUCUUCUCCCUGCUCACUGCUACUUUUUCCAUAAAGAUCCAAGAAUCCAAAAGCUAGUUCGUGAUCGUUUGCCUAACUUUUUUCCCUUGGGUGCUUACAAUAUUCCUGGAGAAAACCAAGAUGAUGCAUCAGUUAUAGAUUACAUGGGUCAAUUUUGUCAUGAAGGAGGCUCUAAAAGGACUGCUCAGAAAUCUGCUGAUGCAACAAACUCUAGAAAGAGCAGAAAGAAUGUGAAACAACCAAAUAACGUGGAAGAUUCACAAGGAUCCGAGAGAUGGGUGAACCCUAAGAGCUCUGCUGCUAUUCCAAAAGAUGCUGGCAGGAGAAGGGUGCAGGCAGUUGGCAAAUCUGCAGGUCAUUGGUACACAAAUGGAGAUGGAAGGAAAGUUUAUGUUGCCAACAAUGGACAGGAGUUUUCUGGCCAAAGUGCAUAUAGAUGUUACAGAAAGGAGAGUGGAGGGCAUAAUAAAUCAACAAAGAAGACUGCUGGUCGCAAAAGGAAGGCAGCUUCAAAGAAGAAAUAGAACCUCUGUAGAAACGAAUAUGUGCUGUGUACUUGCCAUGCUCAUGUUAAUAUGUUCUGGAAAAGAAGUUUUGUAUCAACCAAGUAUUGUAUACUAGUAAUUUGGUUUUCUAUGAUGAACAAAUAAUAGAAAAAAACUCUAUUCUUGAUGUUUGUAUCAACCUCUGCUCUAUUCUGUACUACGUUGGAAGUAUAACGAGGAUGUAAAUAACAAUGUUUGUACUUGGGAGGACUAAUCAAUGGUGGAGCUUGGUCGAAA